GCGGGACUUCCUGUCCAGUGAACCCACCUGUAGAUGGGGCUCAAGGUGCAAAAGUUUAACUUUGUAGAGAAAAAUCUGAGAGACACGCUUGAAAUGGCAGCAACUCCUCGGAAAAUCAUUUACACACCGAAAGCCCCGGUGAGACAGGGCAUUUAUAGCCAGGCAGUGGUGGUGGACAGAACUAUGUACAUCUCUGGUCAGAUUGGGAUGGACGUGGCCUCUGGUCAGCUGGUGGACGGAGGAGUUCAGGCUCAGACUAAACAGGCUCUGAGCAACAUGGGGGAGAUCCUUAAAGGCGCAGGGUGUGACUACAGUAACGUGGUGAAGACCACCGUGCUGCUGAAGGAUAUUAACGACUUCAACUCUGUCAACGAUGUCUACAAGACAUUUUUUAGCACCAAGUUCCCUGCCAGGGCUGCCUACCAGGUUGCUGCUCUGCCCAGAGACGCGCUGGUGGAAAUCGAGGCCGUCGCCGUCCUUGGCCCUCUUUCCGACUCCUGACUGGCCGAGCACGUCCCAAACAAGUUGUAGCGAAACGACAAGGUGACCCUGCUUCAUGUUUACCUGUGGAGGUGUCGUCAUGUCUCCCGACGUUUAAAGCAGCGCUUCAAUGGGUUGUGGUUGCUGCUGCUCAGUAUGCUGAAAAGCUUAAAUCAUGCAAAGUGUAACCAUGGCAUAAAUCUGUCGGUGUGAUAUAUUCCAGUCCCACAAGUGUUGAUUGAUUAAAGCAGUUUCUGGAUUGGC
Messenger RNA from Girardinichthys multiradiatus, 744 nucleotides. It is a transcript of the gene rida, whose product is annotated as reactive intermediate imine deaminase A homolog. The coding region runs from base 34 to 501 and encodes 155 amino acids. The transcript is spliced from 6 exons. Gene Ontology annotation, molecular function: deaminase activity. Lineage: Eukaryota; Metazoa; Chordata; Actinopteri; Cyprinodontiformes; Goodeidae. Gene Ontology annotation, cellular component: cytosol. The record is from RefSeq and is a predicted model, not a curated record.